Messenger RNA from Trichomonas vaginalis G3, 1311 nucleotides. Its product is annotated as actin filament binding. Bases 1 to 1311 code for a protein of 436 amino acids. Gene Ontology annotation, molecular function: actin filament binding. The transcript has a single exon. Gene Ontology annotation, biological process: actin filament organization. The record is from RefSeq and is a predicted model, not a curated record. Lineage: Eukaryota; Parabasalia; Trichomonadida; Trichomonadidae.
AUGACUGCUUCUCCAUAUCGUCACGUAUACGCUGAAGUUGCUAAGGUAGACAAGUCUUACCAGGAGGUCAACAUCUCCACAACAUCCGUUGACACAAAUCUUCUUGCUGCCAACUACCGCUAUGUUGCUUACCCAGUCGAAACAUCUGGUGGCGGUCUCUUCGCAGUUCUCCCAGCUAACGGCUAUGGCAAGGUCGGCACAACAAACUCUGUCUUCCGUGGCCAUACAGGUGGCGUUCUUGAUGUUGAUUUCAACCCAUUCAACGACAACAUCAUCGCCUCUGCUGCUGAAGAUGCUACACUCCGCGUUUGGCAGAUCAAGUUCAACGGCACAGACGUUGAAAAGCAGAACGAAUCCCUCGCUGUCAUGAAGGGCCACUCCCGUCGUGUCCAGCGCCUUACAUGGAACCCAGCCGUCAACGGUGCCAUCGCCACAUUUGGUGCCGAGAACUCCGUCAAGGUUUGGGAUGUUGCCAAGGCCCAAUGCGCUUGUACAUUCAAGCCAGGCAAGGAUUCCCUCCUCGACAUCAACUGGAACCAGAACGGUAACCUCCUUUGCUACCCAAUGAAGGACAAGAAGCUCCACGUUCUCGAUAUCCGUGCCAACACCGAAACAUUCGCCGUUCCAUCCCACCCAGGUCUCCGUGGUGGCCGUGCUGUCUUCUACGACAAGCUUAACAUGGUUGCCACAACAGGCUUCUCAGCCUCAUCUGGCCGCCAAGUCGCUGUCCGCGAUAUCCGUAACCCAGAAAAGCCACUCGCCCAGCUUGAUAUCGACUCCAACAACGGUAUCCUCGCUCCAUUCGUUGAUGAGGAUCUUGGUGUCCUUAUCCUCUUCUCUCGUGGUGAUGCUCUCAUCCGCUUCUACGAUCUCCAGUCCGCUGAGAACCCACUCGUCCAGUGCAACUCCUUCCAGAACAAGGAGGCCGUCCGUGCCUUCGCUCGUGCUCCAAAGUACUGCGUCGACACAAACGUUUGCGAAAUCGACAGAUUCUACGUCAUCAACCAGGCUAAGCAGCUCCAGACAACACAGGUUAUCAUCCCACGUAAGAACGCUGAGAUCUUCCAGGACGAUAUCUACCCAGAGACAAUGAAGCCAGUCCCAGGCGUCGAGUUCGAUGACUGGAAGGGUGGCAAGGAACCAACAUUCCAGAAGUUCUCCCUCGAGAACGGCUACACACCAGCUGAUGGCCCAGCUUUCUCUGUCACAGCUGCUCCAGAAGAGACAUUCGAAUCCCUUAAGGCGGAGAACACAAAGCUUAAGGCUCGCGUUGCCGAGUUAGAAGCUGAAAUUGCUAAGCUCAAGAAAUAA